Messenger RNA from Staurois parvus, 321 nucleotides. NCBI's taxonomy places the organism in Eukaryota, Metazoa, Chordata, Amphibia, Anura, Ranidae. The record is from the annotation of a GenBank genome assembly.
AUGUAUGUGAAAUGGUUUGAUACAGUAAUGUUUUACUAAGUGAUUUUAGUGUAUUUAGUGAAUGUCACUUUUUGUCAUUUUCAAAUUUCCCGCCGUUCCGUCCCCCGUAUGUCCCGACGCUCGCAGGGGACGGAACCCAGAUGACAGAUGCCGGCAUCCGCCGGAUUACAUUGCCGGGGACACUGCAGGAGGGACAUCGCGGGAGCACAGGACAAGGUAAGUGAAGAACAGAUGCCGGAGCAGUGCCGCAUGGUAAGCCCAAGUGUAGCUCAGGUUACCGCUUGUGCUACACUCAGGAAUACCGCCAGGGAGGCUACUAUA